Molecule: messenger RNA, 2010 nt
Organism: Aureobasidium namibiae CBS 147.97
Lineage: Eukaryota; Fungi; Ascomycota; Dothideomycetes; Dothideales; Saccotheciaceae
Product: eukaryotic translation initiation factor 2A
Exons: 3
Coding region: 1-2010 (669 amino acids)
Biological process (GO): translational initiation
Cellular component (GO): cytosolic small ribosomal subunit
Molecular function (GO): protein binding; ribosome binding; translation initiation factor activity
Source: RefSeq, a predicted model, not a curated record
AUGGCUCAACCUACCCAACUCGCAUAUCGCACGGCUAAGGGUGUCGGCCUCUUCAACGCCGCGCCUGCGUAUGAAGCGCUCCCAGGCUUCACCAAGCCAGAGGGCAACCUCCGCUGUUGUGUCUACUCGCCUGACGGCCGCUUCUUCGCCUGGGCCUCUCCCGACCAAGUGACCGUGGUCGACGCAGCACAAGGCCACACGGUCGCGACUCUGCCCACCCAGAACGUCUUCGAGCUGGGCUUCUCUCCCCAUGGCACCUACAUCAUCACCUGGCAGAGACCCACCAAGGACGAGAACGGCGACGCCGUGAAGAACCUCAAGGUCUGGCGUACUCUCGAAGAGGACACCGACCGCCAAGUCGUUGGCCAGUUCGUCCAGAAGAACCAGACCGGCUGGAACUUGCAGUACACCCUGGACGAGGAGUUCUGUGCUCGCUCCGUCACCAACGAGGUUCAUUUCUACAAGGCCUCAGACCUGGCCAACGUCCACAACAAGCUGCGUGUUGAGGGUGUUCAAGAUUUUGCUCUGUCCAAGGGUCGCAACGCCAACAUUGCUGUCUUUGUGCCCGAGCGCAAGGGUAUGCCUGCCCAGGUCAAGGUCUUCAACGUCCCCCACUUCACCUCUCCCGUCUCUCAGAAGACCUUCUUCAAGGCCGACAAGGUCCAGCUCAAGUGGAACAACGAAGGCACCAGCUUGAUCGUCUUGGCCCAGACCGAUGUCGACAAGACCAACAAGAGUUACUACGGCGAGACCAACAUGUACAUUCUUAGCUCCAGCGGCGCAUUCGACUCGCGCAUUACUCUGGACAAGGACGGUCCGAUCCACGACGUUUCCUGGUCGCCCAACUCCAAGGAGUUUGGUGUCGUCUACGGCUACAUGCCUGCUAAGACCACCAUCUUCAACCAACGUGCUGUCGCCCAGCACAGCUUCAACCUUGGUCCUCGCAACACCAUUAUUUUCUCUCCUCAUGGUCGCUUCGUCAUUGUCGCUGGUUUCGGCAACUUGGCUGGUACCAUGGACAUUUACGAUAUGGAAAAGAACUACCAAAAGGUUUCGACCAUCGAAGCCAGCAACGCCAGUAUCUGCGAGUGGUCUCCUGAUGGCCAGCACAUUUUGACCGCCACCACCAGCCCCCGUCUGCGUGUUGACAACGGCAUUCGCAUGUGGCACGUCUCCGGUUCAUUCCUAUACAACGAGGAGAUGAACGAACUUUACCACGUCACUUGGCGUCCCGAGUCCAUCGAGAAGCACCCUCUCGGCAAUCCCCUGGCAAAUGUGCCUGCCCCCCACGCAUCUGCCGCCGCCCAUCUUGCCACAAAGAAGGCCCCUUCCAAGCCUGUGGGUGCUUACAGACCCCCUGGUGCUCGUGGCUCCUCCACCCCCUUGCACUUCAAGCGUGAAGACGAAGGCGGUGCCGCUUUCAUCAACCAGGGCAUCUCCUCCGCUAACAUCGGAGCUAAUGGCUUCGGUUCCCGCCCUAGAAGACGCGAGGUCCCUGGUGCCGAGCCCACCGACCCCUCAGCUGCAGGCGCUGCCCCCGGUGGCGGCGUCAGUCUCGCCGGCGCUGACGGCGAUGAGAACCUCAGCAAAGCAGCCCUCAAGAACAAGAAAAAGAGAGAAGCAAAGAAAGCCAAGGAAGCCGAAGCCAAAGCCUCUGGUCUCGCUCCCGAAGCCAAUGGCGAUGGCCAACAACGCAGAGAACGCAGUAGAUCAAAGUCUGGUCAACAGCAAGGGCCCGUCCGCGGUCAAUCCCACCGCGGCGAAGCUCCCUCUACACCCGCCAAGCAAGCUCCCACACCCGCCCCUGCACCUGAAGUCACUGUCAGCAGCCCUGCCGUCGAGUCCAGUCAAGAUAAAAAGGUGCGCGCUCUAUUGAAGAAGCUGCGCGCCAUCGACGAUUUGAAGAUGCGUCAGGCUGGUGGUGAGAAGUUGGAGAAUACACAGGUAUCAAAGAUCUCCACUGAGGAGGGUGUUCGCAAGGAACUUUCUGCUCUUGGCUACAACGAGUAG